This is a messenger RNA of Passer montanus (Eurasian tree sparrow), 975 nucleotides long. RefSeq names its product spermatogenesis-associated serine-rich protein 2-like. Lineage: Eukaryota; Metazoa; Chordata; Aves; Passeriformes; Passeridae. Gene Ontology annotation, cellular component: cytoplasm. The annotation marks the transcript as partial. The transcript is spliced from 8 exons. The record is from RefSeq and is a predicted model, not a curated record.
AACAAGAAGAAGAAGCCCAAAGCCCCGGCCCCGCCCGGCCCCUCCCCCCCGGCCCCGGGGCCGCAGGAAAAGCUGGAAAAGUUGGGAAAUUUGGGAAACUUGGAGAAUUCGGGAAUGGCCAUCAAUGGUUUCCAUGGCAACCGCGCCCCCAGCCUGGAGUCGCUGCCCGAGGCGGGGGCAGCGCAGCGAGCCCUGGGCAAUGGAAUUGCAGCCUCGGGUGCCCCGAGCCAGGGCCGGAGCCUCCGCAGCAGCCCCGGCUCCCCCGCGGGCCGGAAACUGGGGCCCAGCCUGGAGCGCUCCCUGAAGGAUCUGCAGCGCUGCUCCGUGGCCCUGGCGCGCUUCAGGGCCCUGCUCAGGGACGAGGUGGAGAGCUCCCUCAGGAGGGUCCGGGGCGCCUUCGGGGAGAUCCAGAGCUGCCUCAUGGACCGGGAGGUGGCUCUGCUGGCCGAGAUGGACAAAGUCAAGGCAGAAGCAAUGGACCUGCUGUCCCUGCGGCAGCGGCGCGCCGAGGCGCUGCGCGCUCUGACCGAGGCGGCCCCGGGGAUGUCGGAGGAGCAGCUGCAGGAGCUGAGAGCUGACAUCAAGCACUUUGUGAGCGAGCGCAAGUUCGAUGAGGAGCUGGGCCGGGCCGGGCGCUUCGGCUGCGACCUGGAGGCGCUGCGGGGCAGCAUCGGCGCCUUCGGCCAGGUUUCCCACCCCAGGCCGAGCUAUUCCAGCCGCUCCCGCUGCAGCUCCGGGCCCGGGGCAACGGGAACGGGAACGGGAACGGGAUCAACCAUGGGAUCGGCCCCAGGAUCGGCCCCGGCGUUCCCGGCGGGAUCGGCCCCGGGAUCCCCCCCCAUGCCGAGCUAUUCCAGCCGCUCCCGCUGCAGCUCCGGGCCCGGGAACAGCCCAGACUGGUUCACACUGGUUCAUACUGGUUUGAACUGGUUCAUACUGGUGUCACUGGUGGCCGAGGCGCGCGGGGUGCACUAG